AAACGACGUAUACGAAAUCAACUAAACUUUUGAAAUAGUUUAAUAAUCCUGUGAAUGGCAUCCAAUACUCCUGCAACAAGCGCAAGAGUGGUACUUUCAGUAUUUGAAAAAUACCAAAAAGAGCGACUGCUAUUUGUCCAGACUGUUGCCGACUUGGCGUCGCGUGAAGGCAAUAUUGAUGCUCUACAGAGUGCUGGGGUGAUGUCGCUGCUGAGGCCUCUUCUCCUCGAUAAUAUUCCGGCAAUUCAACAGGCUGCAGCACUUGCUCUUGGUCGCCUUGCUAAUUACAACGAGGAGCUUGCUGAGGCAGUUGUUGAAUCUGAUAUACUUCCACAACUUGUUUAUUCUCUUAGCGAACAGAAUCGUUUCUAUAAAAAAGCCGCUGCAUUUGUUUUACGUGCUAUUGCUAAACAUUCGGCUGGUUUGGCUCAGUCUGUCACGGAUUCCGGUGCUCUGAAUGCACUUGUUGCUUGUCUUGAAGAAUUUGACCCAGGAGUGAAAGAAUCUGCAGCUUGGGCAUUGGGGUAUAUUGCUCGUCAUAAUUCUGAACUCGCGCAGACUGUUGUUGAUGCAGGUGCUAUACCGUUACUGGUUUUAUGUGUCCAAGAGCCAGAACUAUCUCUUAGACGCAUUGCAGCUUCAGCACUGAGUGACAUUUCAAAACAUUCUCCAGAGCUUGCUCAAUCGGUGGUGGAUGCAAACACAAUUUCGUUUAUCACCCCAUUACUGUCUAAUCCGGAUGCCAAACUGCGUCGACAAGUGUGCUCAGCGCUAUCUCAGAUUGCAAAACACACUGUAGAUCUGGCAGAAACCGUUGUAGAUGGAGAAAUCUUCCCCAAUGUCCUUACUUGUCUUAAAGAUACCGAUGGGUAUGUCAAAAAGAAUGCUGCUACUUUGAUCUGCGAAAUUGCCAAGCAUACUCCAGAGUUGGCACAGCUAAUUGUCAACUCUGGAGGAAUUGCUGCCGUGGUUGAUUAUGUCAACGAAACAUCUGGAAAUGCCAGUCUUCCUGGUAUCAUGACCCUUGGCUAUAUUGCAGCGUUUUCUGAGACUUUGGCUCUUUCGGUAAUUGUUUCCAAAGGCGUUCCUCCGCUUUCAAAUGCACUGGUUUCUGAAUCUGAGGAACACAUCAAGGCUGCCUGUGCUUGGUCGCUUGGACAAAUAGGUCGCCAUUCUCCCGACCAUGCCAAAACUCUUGCUGACCAUGCUGUGUUGCCCAGGCUUCUGAAUGUACUCACUAUGGCUACCGAGGAUAAUGAAGAGGCAGGAGCUGAUCUUAGAAUCAAAACAAAAAGAGCCUUGAAAUGUAUCUUGGAAAAGUCGCUACACAUGGAUGCUCUUGAGCCACUUCUUCAGCUCUCUACUCCGCCUAGCGUUUUGAAGUAUGUUGCUGGACAGUUUGCAAAAAUCCUUCCUCAUGAUGUUGCAGCGCGCCGUGCCUUUGUUACAUGUGGAGGUUUACAGCGCGUGCAAGAUAUUGCAAACAGUUAUAGCUCAUCUACUCAGCAAGGUGGUACCCUUCCAAAUGGACUUUCUGGAACUAAAAUGGGCGAAUACAUUCGUAUAAUUAACGAAUGUUACCCAGAAGAAAUUGUGCGCUACUACUCCCCUGGGUACUCUGCUACACUUCUUGAAAAGAUUGAUGAAUACAGCCAUAUGCAAGAUUUGCCUACAGCCAAUAUGGCUGGAAAGGUUAAAAGCGUGCACUCUAGUGUUGCUCAGCCUAUAACUGGCACGGGACCUUCUAUGAAUGACACAAUUCCACAAAGUGUUCUUGUUUAAUUUGGCAACACUACCUAAUAAAGGAAAUGAUCAGAU
Batrachochytrium dendrobatidis JAM81 is the source of this 1818-nucleotide messenger RNA. RefSeq lists its product as uncharacterized. NCBI's taxonomy places the organism in Eukaryota, Fungi, Chytridiomycota, Chytridiomycetes, Rhizophydiales. Gene Ontology annotation, cellular component: microtubule cytoskeleton. Bases 55 to 1782 code for a protein of 575 amino acids. Gene Ontology annotation, biological process: cilium movement. The record is from RefSeq and is a predicted model, not a curated record. Gene Ontology annotation, molecular function: microtubule binding. The transcript is spliced from 7 exons.